UUUAAAACUCUGCCUGUUUGUAAUGAAAGCACUUUUUGAGAAAGAACUUCCAAAUUAAAAGCCAUAAAAUCUUUUUUUCACCCCUCCAAAAUAUACUACUCUAUUACAAUGCAGAAUAGCCUGAAAUUACUCUGAAAGCAUACGUUAUAAACAAACACACACUGUAUAGGCACAGAAAGGUUAUGAGCGCCUCUUGUCCGAGUGUUACUGCGUGUGGAGUAUUUAUAGCUGUACCCAUGAAGAGUCUUAGUGUCAUUGGAUAACUGUUCAUGCACUGGAUCUGUUACAGACAACAGAAGGAAAUAUAAUCAACGACAGCAUGCACAUGUGAUCGGUUCCCUCUUGAGAAUCUCCAGUUGUAUGUUGCACUUCUGUCAGCUGUUAAAUGAUCCCAGUUGUUUGGUCAUGGCAUGAUUCACGUCUGUGAGAAAAGGAUCUGGAUAAUCAGAACACGCAGCUUAUAUAGAUGACAAUGGCAUGGAUGGAGACCUAAACACAACAUUCGGACAUUUAAAGUUUGACCUGUGUGUAUCUGAGCUGAUGGGACGGUCAGACGACGCUGUGAUUGGUCGAGGCCUGAACAGUCCAGAUCCACUAGUGCGUGAAGCUUUUCUGAUGGCGUACGACUACAUCAGCUACGUGACAGCCAAACCAGGCGUCCCGUUGUGUCCGGCACCUUCCCGUGCUUCCGCUGCCCUGCGCCACGCUGGAGACGAGCUGCUGAUCCGCUUCCCGAUCUUCUUUCGCCGCUGGCCGAGAGUUUUCCAGGACGUGACGGAGCACACGGCCUGCCCCACGCUGCUCUCCAUCCUGGACGAACACUUCGCUCCCACGAGGCGCAGGGAUCUGGCCUGGAGCGCCGUGCUGUCGGUGUUCGUUCUGGCUGGUCAGCUGGCUCUGCACUGCCAGGACAGGGGCAUGGAGGACAUCACGCCGCAGAUACAGGAGUGUGUGGGCAGCUACGUGGAGAGGGUCAUCUGCCCCGAGAUCCGGGACAAAGGAGGAUGGUCAGGUUUUAUCUCUCGCUUUGGAGAAAAGCAGAAUCUUGAAGACCAUGUGGUAAAGGUGUGUUGCUGGUCUCUGCUCCUGCUGUGUGUUGGCAUCUUAUCCUAUUUCAUAUGGACAAGAAGAAAAACCUAGUCAACAGCGCCACCUGCUGACAAUAUAUAGUAAGGACACUCACGACUAUCAACAUAAAUGUGGUAAGAUUGAUUAAAAAUUAAGAAUUACUGCUGAUUGAUAAAUGCUAUGAAUUGUAAACCUUCCAUUGUUAAUAGGCUAAUUGCAAUGCUAUCAAUAUCUGUGCAUAGUUUAAUACUACAGGAAAUAAUACCACAGUAUAGUGUAAAAUGUUAGUUUAGUAUAUUCUGCAGUGAAUUUAUUAACUGUAGGAUACUUUACAAGUAAACCAGUCUCAUGUUAGUAUUUAGUUUGGCAUAGCAGUUAUACUUUGUUGAUGUAUAUGCCAGACUAUUGACAGAACUGUUGUGAACUGAUAUCUUCAAAGAGCUGCUAAUGUGAAAAGUGUGUUCAGUGUGCUUUAUAAUGUGGUAAAAUGAUUUACAACAUUUGAUCUUUUUAGUAAACAGUGAUAUGUCGAGUUUC
Molecule: messenger RNA, 1605 nt
Organism: Danio rerio (zebrafish)
Lineage: Eukaryota; Metazoa; Chordata; Actinopteri; Cypriniformes; Danionidae
Source: RefSeq, a predicted model, not a curated record